AUGCCCAAGGCAGCGAAGUCCAAGAAGGCGCCGCCGCCGACGCCGUACGCCGAGCCCAAGUCCAAGAAGCCGGAGCCCACCGGCCCCGUCUGGGAGGCCAAGCCGAAGCACUUCGGCAUCGGGCAGGACAUUCUUCCCAAGCGCAACCUCACGCGGUACGUGCGGUGGCCAAAGUACGUGCGGAUCCAGCGGCAGCGCAAGGUGCUGUACCAGCGGCUCAAGGUGCCGCCGUCGAUCAACCAGUUCACCAACAAGCUCGACAAGAACGUCCAGACCAACCUCUUCAAGCUGCUGCACAAGUACCGGCCCGAGUCCAAGGCGGAGAAGAAGGAGCGGCUGCAGGCGUCGGCCGAGAAGGUGGAGAAGGGGGAGGCGGACGAGUCGAAGAAGCCGCUCUUCAUCAAGUGCGGCAUCCACCACAUCACCAAGCUCUGCGAGCAGAAGAAGGCGCAGCUGGUCGUGAUUGCCGCCGACCUGGUCAUCUGGCUGCCGGCCGUCUGCCGCAAGAUGGACAUCCCGUACUGCAUCAUCCCCUCCAAGGCGCGGAUCGGCGCCCUCGUGCACCAGAAGAAUGCGACCGCCAUCGCGCUCACCGGCGUGCGGCCAGAG
Emiliania huxleyi CCMP1516 is the source of this 609-nucleotide messenger RNA. RefSeq lists its product as hypothetical. The annotation marks the transcript as partial. The transcript is spliced from 2 exons. The record is from RefSeq and is a predicted model, not a curated record. Lineage: Eukaryota; Haptophyta; Isochrysidales; Noelaerhabdaceae.